This is a messenger RNA of Diabrotica virgifera virgifera (western corn rootworm), 703 nucleotides long. Its product is annotated as THAP domain-containing protein 2-like. Lineage: Eukaryota; Metazoa; Arthropoda; Insecta; Coleoptera; Chrysomelidae. The record is from RefSeq and is a predicted model, not a curated record. The transcript has 5 exons. The coding region runs from base 1 to 483 and encodes 160 amino acids.
AUGACCAGCACUCAGCAGCCAGUUCCUAAUCAAUCACAUCGGCAUCGUAGGCGAAACAGAGAGCCACGCCGCGACCCACCUGAAAGCCGCUCGCGACUCACUAGUGGGUCGCGACCCACCGGUUGGGAAACGCUGCUCCAGGGGAUAACAUUUCAUAGUUUUCCCAAAGAUGUUGAAAGGAGAAAGGCUUGGGUACAGUUUGUACACAGAGAGAAUUGGGAACCAGCCACCAGUAGCAAAUUGUGUACGAAACAUUUUGCCGAGAGGGAUGUAGAUCGGACUUCAUUAGUUUGUAUUCGUUUGCGAGAAAACGCAGUCCCUACAAUUGGUGAAUCUCAGAUCACCUUAUUCUCUUGGGUUUUUGGAAAAAAUCAAUAUUUCCUCCCUUCGGGAGCCUCCAGCCUCAUACAUCACUGGUGGUGCUACUUCAAGGCAAAAAGGAACAGGAUGCAUCCAACAGAGAGCAGCACCCAACAUCUCUAGUUGCAGCGACCUGAGGCCACAACAUCUGCCCAGGUCUACAAGUCUACAGCAGUACCAUUCGACAUCAAGGAGUUACCAUCGAACCAAUACCAACAGCUAUAAGUAUAAUCUAAAAAUUGUUAGUUUUUGGCAAGGAUUUGAAUAUAUUAUGUUAUUGAAUUUAAUAAGUCAUUAUUUUAAUUAUAUCUUUAUUGAAUAAUAAACAUGAUUAGUUAAAAUA